Rubroshorea leprosula is the source of this 3995-nucleotide messenger RNA. NCBI's taxonomy places the organism in Eukaryota, Viridiplantae, Streptophyta, Magnoliopsida, Malvales, Dipterocarpaceae. The record is from the annotation of a GenBank genome assembly.
AAUUUGUCCCUACUUUCCGAAGCUUAUAGAGAAAUACUACUUGAAAGGGAAGGCAGAGAUUCGGAUAGAAGCAAAGCACCCUAACUUCAAAAUCAAAAUCAUAGCUUAUUUCACGGUCGGAGCUGCCGUUUAUCUGAAACAUGGGAAAGAAGCGACAAAAGCAAGGAGAGCUGCAAAAACAGAACCCUAAUGUUGCUGAAGCCACGAGGAUUCGUAUAUCCCAGAUACUGGAGAAGUUUCGCGAAGCAAGAGAUGAAGUGUAUUCAUUUGAAGCCAACUUGUCUAAUCAUGAACGAGCAGUGGUGCAUGAAGUGUGUCGAAAAAUGGGUAUGAAAUCUAAAAGCUCCGGGCGUGGAAAUCAACGGCGUGUCUCUGUUUACAAAACUAAAAAGCAGACUGAGGCUGUGAUUGGGAGGGAUGGUCUCACGUGUGUGAAAUUUUCAGAAGAGGCAAAAGUUGUUUUGCAGGACUUAUUUGCACGUUAUCCACCUGACAAUGAUGAACUUGGAAAGUAUGGUGGAAAGAUUGAUAAAUUACGACGAAAGAAGGAUGAUAUUUUCUGUAAGCCAUUAAUGAACAAGGCAGAGAUUUCAAGGAAAGCAGAAUUGCUUGCUUCUAGGAUAGAAAGCACUAAAAACUUGAGACAGAUUGUUGAGGUGAGGUCAAAGCUUCCAAUUGCAUCUUUCAGGGAAAUCAUUACAUCCACAGUAGAAUCUCACCAGGUUGUACUUAUUUCUGGUGAGACCGGCUGCGGAAAGACCACUCAGGUUCCACAGUUUCUUUUGGACAAUAUGUGGGGUAAGGGUGAAGCUUGUAAAAUUGUGUGUACUCAACCUCGACGUAUCUCUGCAACAUCAGUUUCUGAGAGGAUUGCUUAUGAAAGGGGAGAAAAUGUUGGAAAUGAUAUUGGAUACAAGAUUCGCUUGGAAAGCAAAGGUGGUCGCCACUCUUCAAUUGUGUUCUGCACAAAUGGUGUUCUAUUGAGGGUGCUGGUUUCAAAAGGCAGCAGUAGGUUCAACAUAGAAGCUUCUAAUAACCAUGCAAAGCCAGAUGUUUCUGACAUAACUCACAUUAUUGUGGUAAUUAACUUGCUUUUCCCAGGGUUCACUUAUCCUGUCAAAACUUUCUUUUUGGAGGAUGUACUUUCUAUCCUUAAAUCUGCAGAAAAUAAUCACCUUAGUUCUGGCACUUUAAGUGUCUCAAGUGAAGACUUUGAACUAACAGAGGAAGAUAAAAUUGCUUUAGAUGAGGCUAUUAUUUUGGCUUGGAAAAAUGAUGAGUUUGAUCCACUUCUCGAUUUGGUUUCUGGUGAAGGAAAUCCGAAGGUGUAUAAUUACCAGCAUUCUUUGACUGGGUUAACACCAUUAAUGGUAUUUGCUGGAAAGGGUAGAGUAGGUGAUGCUUGCAUGCUCCUCUCUUUUGGUGCAGACUGCCAUUUGCAGACCAAGGAUGGAAAAAGUGCUUUGCAGUGGGCGGAGCAGGGAAAACAAGAAGAGGCUGCUGAAAUAAUAAAAAAGCACAUGCAAAGCACCUGUUCUGAUUCGAUGGAACAACAACAAUUGCUUGAUAAAUAUUUAGCAACAGUUGACCCAGAAAUUAUUGAUGUUGUUCUUAUAGAGCAGUUGAUAAGGAAAAUAUGUACUGAUUCAAAUGAUGGAGCCAUCCUUGUUUUCCUUCCAGGGUGGGAGGAUAUAAAUAGAACUCGAGAGAGAUUGCUGGCUAAUCCUUUCUUCAAAGAUUCUUCCAAAUUUGUUAUCAUUUCUCUCCAUUCAAUGGUUCCAUCUGCUGAACAAAAGAAGGUCUUUAAACGCCCACCUGUGGGCUGCCGCAAAGUUGUUCUUUCAACCAAUAUUGCUGAAAGUUCUAUUACAAUUGAUGAUGUUGUCUAUGUUAUAGAUAGUGGCCGAAUGAAAGAAAAAAGUUAUGAUCCUUAUAAUAAUGUAUCAACUCUUCAGUCUUCAUGGGUCUCCAAAGCAAAUGCCAGGCAGCGAGAAGGGCGUGCCGGGCGAUGUCAGCCUGGAAUUUGUUAUCACCUUUAUUCAAAACUUAGAGCGGCUUCUUUGCCAGAUUUCCAGGUUCCUGAAAUCAAGAGAAUGCCAAUUGAGGAGCUCUGCUUGCAGGUGAAGUUGCUUGAUACAACUUGCAAAGUAGAGGAAUUCUUGAAAAAAAUGUUGGACCCUCCAGUUUCUGAAACUAUUUGUAAUGCAGUCACUAUUCUUCAAGAUAUUGGGGCUUUUUCUCUUGAUGAGGAACUGACAGAACUUGGGGAGAAGUUAGGUCAUCUUCCUGUUCAUCCAUUAACAAGCAAGAUGCUUUUCUUUGCCAUAUUGAUGAACUGCCUUGACCCAGCUUUAACAGUAGCAUGUGCCUCUGACUUUAGGGAUCCAUUCACUCUUCCUAUGCUACCAAAUGAAAAAAAGAAGGCUGCUGCUGCUAAAUAUGAGCUUGCAUCAUUGUAUGGUGGGCAAAGUGAUCAGCUGGCAGUCAUAGCUGCUUUUGAGUGCUGGAAGAAUGCGAAACAAAGGGGUCAAGAAGCACGAUUCUGUUCUCAGUAUUUUGUCUCAUCAAGUACCAUGAAUAUGCUGCUUGGCAUGCGUAAACAGCUCCAAACCGAAUUAAUUAGGAAUGGAUUCAUUCCAGAUGAUGUCUCUAAUUGUAGUCUGAAUGCACAUGACCCUGGUAUACUCCAUGCCGUCCUUGUGGCUGGUCUGUAUCCAAAUGUGGGGAGGUUGCACCCACCUUCAAAAGGUGCAAGACGAUUUCUUAUAGAGACAACCAGCGGUGCUAAAGUUAGGUUGCACUCUCAGUCAAUUAAUUUUAAAUUAUCAUUUAAGAAUACUGAUGAUUGCCCUUUGAUCAUUUAUGAUGAGAUUACACGUGGUGAUGGAGGUAUGCACAUAAGGAACUGUAGUGUUGUUGGGCCACUCCCUUUGUUACUGCUUGCGACAGAGAUUGCUGUGGCUCCUGCUAAUGAUAAUGACAACAGUGAUGACAAUGGUGAUGAUGGAAGUGAUGAUGAUGAUGGUACGGAUGACGAUGAUAGUGAAGAAGAUGUCAUGGAGAUGGUUAACAAGUCAGGUGCGCAACAAGGAGAGAAGAUCAUGUCUUCUCCUGACAAUUCCAUUACAGUGGUUGUGGAUCGGUGGCUAUCUUUUGGAUCAACAGCCCUUGAUGUUGCUCAAAUCUACUGUUUGAGAGAGCGGUUGUCUGCGGCAAUCUUAUUCAGAGUAACACAUCCACACCAAGUUCUUCCUCAAGUUCUUGGGGCCUCUGUUUAUGCAGUGGCCUGCCUUCUAUCUUAUGAUGGGCUAUCGGGUGUCUUGUAUCCAGCAGAAUCUGUGGAAUCACUGACAUCAAUGGUACUAGCUACUGAAAUUGACAAAUCAGUUUCAGGGAGGAGAGGUACGUUUCAGAAUCCAAGUGGCUUCCUUAGAUCACUUAUGAGCCCUGGUGCAUGCCAGGACUCCCCUGUACAAUGCCAGAAAACUAAGGUAACUGCACCCAAGAAUGCAUCAAGCAGGACGCAAGUUGUAAGCCAUGAUCUACAUGCUUCAGCUGGUUCAGUUGGUACCAGCCCUAAUCAGCCUCCAUCCCAGGGCCACACACCAGUUGGCAUGCGAUCAGGCUUUUCUAAGUCAUAUGGUCCUAGGGGAGAGUCUUUUAAGCGGCAGCGUGGGAAAAGGCCCAAGUAGGAAUUCUGGUAAGAACUUUUUAUCUAAAUUCUGCUGACAAGAAGAUUAAUACGGAAUUAGCUAAGGUAUGCGCUAUAUACCAUAGAGUAGUGAGUUGGGUUUUGGAAUAUAGGUCUGGUUCCUUCAAUAGAAUUUGUUUUCAGAAAUUACAUGCUAACAUGUUUUAGGAAAGUAGUUGCAGGAAACUCUGAAAUUUUCUCGCUGUCUGUGUUAUCCUGUACAUAUGAAACUGUUCCAGCCAAAUUACUUACAAUGUGAAGUUUUAUCCUGCUAACAAUGUGUUCGGUAUUCAAUUGACAUAGA